AUGGGCGGCCUGGCAGGCGCGGCGCUCACCUACGCCGCGCUGAGCCUCAAUGCGAGCGCCGAGCCCGGCCCCGCUCCAGCUCCCGCUUCCAUCCCCACCCCCGCUGCUCCCAAGCAGGGAGCUGCGCGCUUCGGAUCGCCCGACGACUACCGCGCAGCGAUCGCGGAGAUCCGCACUCUCCUCCUCGACGACGUGACCACCGACGAGAGCGACCGCGAAGCGCACGCGGCCAACGAGUGGUUCUACGGACCGCAGCAGGCGCCUUGCGCCGUCGUGUUCCCGCACUCGACGGCGGACGUGCAAGCCAUCGUGCGCAUAUGUGCGAAAUACCGUGUGCCGAUCAUUCCUUACGGGGCCGGGACGGGGCUGGAGGGGCAUUUCUCCGCGCCGUUCGGCGGCGUGUGCGUCAACCUCGGUCGGCAUAUGGACAAGAUCGUGGCCGUGCAUCCCAUGGACGGUGAUGUGGUAGUGCAGGCGGGCAUCGGGUACGAGACACUGAACAAGGCGCUCGCGGACGCAGGGCAUGCACUGUUCUUCCCGCUUGAUCCGGGGCCGAACGCCAGCGUCGCGGGCAUGCUCAGUACGGGGUGCUCAGGGCCUAAUGCAUUGCGUUAUGGCUCGGCGCGCGCCGAGUGGUUCAUUAACGUCACGGCCGUGCUCGCCGACGGGACCGUCGUCAAGACGCGCCAGCGAGCUAAGAAGUCUUCAACUGGCCCGGACAUGACCAAGCUCUUCAUCGGUGCCGAAGGCACGCUGGGUAUCGUCACGGAGGCCACGCUCCGCCUCACGCCCAAGCUGCCCACGCGUGUCGCGGUCAUCUCCUUCCCCUCUGUUGCUCAUGCGGUCCAGGCCGUCGUCGACGUCGUGAACCAGGGUGUGAACGUGCAGUGCGCCGAGCUACUGGACUCCCUCUUCGUCCAGGCCGCAAAUCAUUUGGGUAUCGUGCCGAACCCCCUACCGGAGAAGGACACGAUCUUCUUCAAGCUGCAGGGCACAGAUGCCAUGAUGGUCGAAAGCGAGCGGCUCAUCCGUGAGAUCGCCGAGAGAAAUGAGAGCAUCGAGAUGCGUAUGGCGCACGACGACAAGGAGAGUGACGCGCUCUGGGCCGCGCGCAAGGGCGCGUUGUAUGCGGCCCUCGCGCAUAGCGGAUACGAGACACCGAUGCUGUACGGGAACGACGCAUGCGUCCCUCUCUCCGCGCUUCCCCAGUUUGUCGCCGACUGCCAGAAGGAAAUGAAGGAUCGGGGGAUUUACGGCCCAAUCGUCGCCCACCUUGGAGACGGGACGGUGCACAGCACAGUCAUUUUCAACUCGCACGACGAGCUACCCGCAAUGCAUGAGCUUAUCAGCGGCUUCGUCAAGAAGGCUAUCGCGCUCGACGGCACGUGUACGGGCGAACACGGCGUCGGGCAGACCAAGAAGAAAUACCUUCCUAGCGAGCUGGGAGAUGGGACAUGUCGGAUGUUGAGGACCAUCAAGGAUACGCUCGACCCGCUGGGAAUCAUGAACCCGGGCAAGUUGUAUCCCGACGAGCCGGAUGCGCCGGGCCAGGAUGCCAACUACGCGCCGCCACCGCCAGCCUGCUGUGCAUAG
Messenger RNA from Cutaneotrichosporon oleaginosum, 1593 nucleotides. RefSeq lists its product as uncharacterized. Gene Ontology annotation, cellular component: mitochondrion. Gene Ontology annotation, biological process: lactate catabolic process. Gene Ontology annotation, molecular function: D-lactate dehydrogenase (cytochrome) activity; D-lactate dehydrogenase (NAD+) activity; FAD binding. The record is from RefSeq and is a predicted model, not a curated record. NCBI's taxonomy places the organism in Eukaryota, Fungi, Basidiomycota, Tremellomycetes, Trichosporonales, Trichosporonaceae.